AGUUAGAGCGCUGAAAUGGUAUAAUUUUACAAAAACACAUAACAAAUCUGGGUGGCGUCGGGGCAUUUCCAUCUACAGCCGUCGUAGUUGACGGACUUUGAUGGCCACUCGAUCUUCAUCCUAUAAGAAGAGACACACGAAGCAGCGAUCAAUGCCUCCUCAUUCUCCUCAAUUCCCAGUUCCUGCUUCUCGCCGAUUCUUCUCUUCUCGGAGGAGGAUCUCGACGAUGAUGAUUCCUCUUGCUCUCUUCUCCGCCGCCAUUUUUCUCUUCUUUAUGCCCUUCAACGGCUCUGGAAGAUCGUCUGAUUCGUCGUGGGAUCUUUUAUCUGCGAUCCAUGAAAUUGAAGUUGUUGCUGAGUUUCCUCAUGAUCCAAACGCGUUUACUCAGGGUCUUCUUUAUGCGGGAGAGGAUACACUCUUCGAAUCAACUGGUCUAUACGGACAGUCCUCAGUCAGGAAAGUGUCUCUUCGGACAGGAAAGGUUGAAGUUAUCGAAAAAAUGGGCGACAAGUACUUUGGAGAGGGUUUGACACUCCUUGGAGAAAGCCUCUUUCAAGUUGCAUGGUUGACGACCACGGGUUUCACAUAUGAUCUUCGCAACUUAACCAAAGUAAAACCAUUUAAACAUCAUAUGAAAGAUGGAUGGGGAUUGGCUACUGAUGGAAAAGUGUUGUUUGGAAGUGAUGGCACUUCUACUCUAUACCGGAUGGACCCUCGAACAAUGAAAGUUACUGAUAAGCAUGUAAUCAAAUAUAAUGGCCUUGAAGUACGAUACCUUAAUGAACUCGAGUACAUAAACAAUGAAGUUUGGGCGAACGUUUGGCAGUCUGAUUGUAUUGCUAGAAUUUCACCCAAGGAUGGAUCGCUACUUGGAUGGAUACUUCUUCCCGAAUUAAGACAAGGAUUGCUGCAUUCGGGACAUGGGGGUAUUGAUGUCUUGAAUGGUAUAGCAUGGGACAGCGACAAGAAGCGUCUCUUUGUAACGGGGAAACUGUGGCCGAAGCUGUACGAAAUCAAGCUAAAACCAGCAGCAGCAAAAAGCGAGAGACAAAUCGCGCGACAAUGCUUGAUAUGAAAAGAAAAAAAGAUAAGAGGGGUAAUUGUUAGAAUGUACACUGUUGUACACCAUACAUUCUCAACAUUAGCAGAAAAGUGUAGCCUGAGGGGGUCCAUGACCCAAGUUGCAUUUACUAGUUUUGUAUCUUUCUCUAUUCCAUCUUGGGGUCCGAAAUAAAAAUAGAAAAAUAACAAUA
This is a messenger RNA of Brassica oleracea var. oleracea, 1253 nucleotides long. Its product is annotated as glutaminyl-peptide cyclotransferase. Gene Ontology annotation, molecular function: glutaminyl-peptide cyclotransferase activity. The transcript is spliced from 11 exons. NCBI's taxonomy places the organism in Eukaryota, Viridiplantae, Streptophyta, Magnoliopsida, Brassicales, Brassicaceae. Bases 101 to 1075 code for a protein of 324 amino acids. The record is from RefSeq and is a predicted model, not a curated record.